This is a messenger RNA of Patella vulgata (common limpet), 1439 nucleotides long. RefSeq names its product organic cation transporter protein. Gene Ontology annotation, cellular component: membrane. NCBI's taxonomy places the organism in Eukaryota, Metazoa, Mollusca, Gastropoda, Patellidae. The transcript has 8 exons. Gene Ontology annotation, molecular function: transmembrane transporter activity. The coding region runs from base 159 to 1439 and encodes 426 amino acids. The record is from RefSeq and is a predicted model, not a curated record. Gene Ontology annotation, biological process: transmembrane transport.
UCCACUGUGAUAUUUCAAACGUUAAUAUUUCUAGUAGUAAAAUAUCUAAUGUUAGCGAUGAUGUUUUAUUAGAGUUAUUGGUACCAGAUGAUCCCUGUAAACAGUAUGAUGAGAAAGAUAUUGUCAAUUAUACAGGUAACCAUAUCCUGUUAUCCAAUAUGUCUACCACGGAUUGUACCAGGGGAUUUUGGUAUUCUAAAGAAAAAUAUUCAUCAACAAUAGUUUCACAGUUUGAUCUGGUAUGUCAGAGAAAGGUUUGGAAGAGUACGUCCAAGACGGUGUUUUUCUUAGGAAGAUUAUGUGGAGCCGUUUCAUUUGGUCAGCUGUCAGACAGAUUUGGUCGACGUCCUAUGUUUUUUGUUGGUGCUGCUAUAUUGUUAGUAGCUGGAAGUAUUGCUGCCGCUGCUCAAAACAUAUAUAUGUUUUUACCGAUGUAUUUUCUACAAGGUCUAGCACAUACAGGAAUAUUCCUUGUAGCGUUUACACUGUCUACAGAACUUGUUGGACCAAAGUAUCGUCUGUUUGUUGGUAUCAUGAAUCAGAUGUUCUAUUCUGUUGGUUAUAUGACGUUAUCUGGCAUGGCGUAUUUAUUACGAGACUGGAGAUAUCUAGAACUAGCUAUAACUCUACCUGUUGUACUUUUUGCAACAUACUGGUGGUUUCUACCGGAAUCUGUUCGUUGGUUACUGUCUCACAAUAGGAACGAAGACGCUCAAAAAUAUCUCCAGGAAGCCGCCGCUACAAACGGCACAAAACUACCACCGUCAAUCACAGAAAGCCUCCAAGACGGCAAGACAGUAGAAAAGAGUAGAACGUAUCAUUUCCUAGAUUUAGUUAGAACAUGGGCCAUGGCUAAAAUCACUCUUAAUAUUUGCUUUAAUUGGUUUGUAAAUGCUUUGGUCUACUACGGAUUGUCGUUAAACACAGAAAAUUUAGCCGGUGAUCCGUAUCUGAACUUCUGUAUAGCUGGAGCGGUGGAAAUACCGGCGUAUAUAUUAUGUAUAGUAUUUUUAAACAAAGUAGGAAGAAGGAUACCAUUAGUAAUAUCGAUGUGUGUUGGUGGCAUCGCCUGCAUAUUAUCAGGAACUAUUCCUAUUAAUGAUAAUUCAGAUAUAAAAACACUGACAAUUGUUUUGGCUAUGACUGGAAAGUUUUUCAUAACCGCAUCGUAUGCUAUUGUAUAUCUAUUGGCUUCCGAAGUUUAUCCUACUGUUGUACGGAAUAUCGGGAUGGGAGUAUCAUCAAUGUCGGCACGUAUUGCUGGUAUACUGGUUCCUACCAUGUUAGAUUUAAAGUCGAUCUGGACACCGUUGCCACUAGUUAUGUUUGGUAGUCUAUCUAUAGUAGCUGGUAUUUUGGCGAUGCUGUUACCAGAAACCACGGGCAAACCGCUUCCUCAACUAUUGGAAGAUGUAUCAAACAAAAACAGAAAACGGUAA